Zychaea mexicana is the source of this 870-nucleotide messenger RNA. RefSeq lists its product as uncharacterized. The record is from RefSeq and is a predicted model, not a curated record. The transcript is spliced from 2 exons. Lineage: Eukaryota; Fungi; Mucoromycota; Mucoromycetes; Mucorales; Lichtheimiaceae. Bases 45 to 794 code for a protein of 249 amino acids.
AAAAAAAAAAACUGCUCUUUUCGCUUAUUUCUCUCGAGUUAAUCAUGUCCAACGAGCAAAACGUCGCGAACCUACUUUCCAAUUUUUUAACCCUGAUUAUGGAGUUUAAGAAAGAAAUGAAGGAAGGUUUUAAGUCUAUCGGAACAAAGAUCGAUGCUUUGCAAGCAGAGCAGAGCAAUGCACUUGGUAAGAUCAAUCUGGAAUUCGAUGCAGUCAAGGAAAAGUUCAACCAGCAGCUCGAGAUCGUGAAUUCAGCCAGCAUGCUCGAAAAACAUCAACAGCAAAAUUAUCCAAGAGCAGCAAGCGACGAUAAUCCUUUUGCAAAAAAGACGCUCAAACGCGUUGCAAUGGAACCAAGGAAAAGCAACGGCAAAGCUAUCACCACUUUCAACUGGCAAUAUUUCGAAGCGCUUGCUAAGGAUGUUUUGACAACGCAGUUAAAUCAGCCAUGGAAAGACUACUACUUGUCGACAUUCAAGAAGAACGUCACCACCUUUGCUGAUUCUAUCGUUUUCGAUUUGCGCAAACGAUACACCACACAAUCAUCGCCUAGCGAUACAUGGUGUGACGUCCCGAAAAACGUCCAGAGUGAAAGCAUGGUGCUACUUGAAGAUGUUGUGAAUGACGAGUUUCCAUUGAAGGCGUGCGUAGAGCAUUGGGGAGCUCGUUUGUUAAUGGUGCGUGCAUUUCAACGUUGCAAAGGAAAAGGAGUCAUUGUCGCUGAUCAAGAAAUUAACAACAUCAGGUAUGCUGUGCAACUGAGCAGCUACAAUCUUCUUAACAUAUUUAACUGAUUAAGCAAUGUGGUUUUUAGUACAUCUGAAAUACUUCGUGAAAUCAAUCUUUUCCUUGAUAGCAGGUAUGAUAUUC